AUGUACAUAUACAUAUAUGAGUAUACGCAAAUAGCUUCCGUGCUUCCACAAGCGCUUUGCGUCGCAGGAAUAAUUCUGCGAGGCUGCUUUUAAUCACCCUGCGCUCCUAUGAAAAUUUUGCGCAUUAUUAGUUGUAUUCACCAAAUCAAGCAACGACCGUUGACAACAGCCAGGCCACUUGCUCACUUUGGUGGAUACCACUAUUGUUAGCGUAAUAAAAAUUCAUACAGCAAGUGCAAGAUGUUAAUUAUGUACGUCAUCUUUAUUCGGACCUAUGAUGCUGACAUGCUACACAGCAAUGAUGACCAAUGUGAAUUCCAUUAUGUGUCUUUAAAGAGGAUACUAAGAGACUGUUCUGCUGGUAGAACCAUUCAUGAUUACUAUGAGUGCAACGGACAUUUAAAUAAUAGCCAACGCGAUCGGAUUAUAAACGCUGUUGUGGAACACGUUGUUGCAAAUGAUAUAAAAUUAAGGCCCGUCAACUUCGAGCAAUUUUUAAAAGACAUACAAGUGUUGUUUCCCGAAGAAAAAUGUUCUUUGGUAAUUAAAGAAGAAAAAAGGAACAACUAA
This is a messenger RNA of Rhagoletis pomonella (apple maggot), 570 nucleotides long. RefSeq lists its product as uncharacterized. Lineage: Eukaryota; Metazoa; Arthropoda; Insecta; Diptera; Tephritidae. The record is from RefSeq and is a predicted model, not a curated record. The transcript has 3 exons. Bases 241 to 570 code for a protein of 109 amino acids.